Messenger RNA from Musca vetustissima, 1812 nucleotides. It is a transcript of the gene ninaG, whose product is annotated as neither inactivation nor afterpotential protein G. The coding region runs from base 1 to 1812 and encodes 603 amino acids. The transcript has 6 exons. NCBI's taxonomy places the organism in Eukaryota, Metazoa, Arthropoda, Insecta, Diptera, Muscidae. The record is from RefSeq and is a predicted model, not a curated record. Gene Ontology annotation, molecular function: flavin adenine dinucleotide binding; oxidoreductase activity, acting on CH-OH group of donors.
AUGGAUUACAGCAUUGAAGAAAUUUGCAUUUUGCUUGCCCUUUUUGUUGGUUUACUAUCCAUGAUGUGGUUUGUCAUUGUGGCUUUGAUGGAGGAACGUGUUCCGAUUAUACAUCCGGGAGAUUAUUUAUUUGAUUAUGUGGUAGUUGGGGCUGGAACAUGUGGAUCCGUAGUAGCUUCGAUAUUGGCUAAGCACAGUAAUGCAACAAUUUUAUUGGUAGAAGCAGGAGACAAAUUUGGCAUUCUCAGUAAAAUUCCACUCCUAACCACAUUUCAACAGAAGGGCAUUAACGACUGGGGAUUCCUUUCCACUUCACAGUUGCACUCCUCGAAAGGUCUUGAAGAUGCGCGUCAAUGUUUACCUCGUGGAAAGGGUCUCGGCGGGUCUUCUCAGCUAAAUUAUAUGCUGCACUUCGAUGGCCACGAAGGCGAUUUCGAACGAUGGUCCCGCGAACUGAAUUUAACAAAUUGGAAUUGGUCUUCGGUAAAACCUUUCCUGAAGGCUGGCGCAGCUAGACCCUUUGAACGCAUGGAUAUAACACCUGAUUACUCAUUGUUGGCCAAAGCGUUCAAUGAAGCCUCCGUCGAGUUUCUUCACAAGCCCUGGCAUUUCCGCACUGCCCAAUAUAACGUAAAAAAUGGAUUAAGGCACAGUGUAUAUCAACGUUUUCUGCAAUCAGCAUAUAAGCAAAAAAAUCUACGGAUAAUGCUCAACACAUACGCCAAGUCUAUCGAAUUUGCAUUGGAUGAAAAUCCAAAUAAAAAUGUGUACGCUAAGUCACUGUGGCUCUCAACAAAGGACGAGAAGUCUGGCAAGGAAUAUAGUUUUGAAGUUAGGAUUGGCCGUGAAUUGGUUGUAAGUGCUGGGGCCUAUCAAACACCCCAACUGUUAAUGGUUUCAGGUUUGGGCAAGCGUAACGAAUUAAAACAGAUUAUCGGAAAUGUAUCAGCCUUCUUACCGGAUGUACCAAUGGUUGGCCAGCAUUUGCAUGAUCAUAUCAACUUACCCUUGUAUAUAUCAAUAGAUGCGGUUGGGCCAACAUUAAAUCAGCGAUCAUUACUGAAUCCAAUGUCUAUAUUGAACUAUUUGACUACUGGCGGUGGGCAUAUGGGAAAUUUCGGGGUCUUAGGUCAUAUCGGUCAUUUCGGUCGUAAUCUUAGCGAUACUUACGGUCUUACAUUCUUUGGUGCUGGUUCUAUUGAUGAGUCCGUCCUAAUGUCCAUAUCGAACUUUAAAAAGUCACACUUUAGAGCUCUCUUUCCACGCUACUACAAUUCGUCACAGGAAGGUUUUGUAAUGAUAUCGACGUGUUUGCAGCCUCUAUCUAGGGGAAAUGUCAAAAUACAAAGUUCGAAUAUUAAGAAACACCCACUAAUCGAUCCAAAGUAUAUGGCUGAGAAGGCAGAUGUUGAAUGUACAUUGAAGGCUAUUCGAGCAGGUAUUGAGGUGGUAACGUCUGAAGCAUUCUCCUCGCUGGGCGUGCAAAUUCAUUGGCCUCGUAUAAAGGAAUGUAUUGGUUCAGUUGAACAUAAUAUAAGGAAUAAUAAUCCAAGUAAUGAGUACUUAGAGUGUCUUAUCAGAUAUGUGGGAUUGGGAUCGCACCAUCCGGGAGGCACCUGUAAAAUGGGAACUAAUGUAGAAAACAGUGUAGUAAAUGAGGAAUUUAAAAUUCAUGGCAUAGACAAAAUUCGUAUAAUUGACGCCAGUGUAUUACCAACCCCUUUGUCUGGAAAUCCUAAUUCCAUAUUAGUUGGUAUGGCGAUGAGAGGAGCGGCAAUGAUAUUAAAAGAUCACAUAUACAAUGACGAUUGA